CUACGCUACGCGCAAUUGUUCAGCUGUAGUUUACUAUUUUCUAUAAAUUUAAGCGGUCAGGGUAUCGCUCCCAUAUCUUGAUCCCGGAAGUGGAAAAUGCUGGUAUGAUUUGGGUCCAUCUCUGAUGAUUUGAGAACAAGAUCAGCCAGAAAAAAGGAAGGGGGUGGUAACUGAUAAGAGAAGAAACAUGUAAAUGUUGAUAUAUAUAAAUGUCGUGAUUUGGUCCCUUCUGUGUUGGGUUGACCUGCUCCCGGGGAGCUGCUCCGUCUCCUCUCAUCAAUUAUCAUAAUUGAUGAGAUGGCGCGGAGAUGAUGUCUGCUGAAUAUCAGCUGGCCGGCUAUACCGGAUCCUAGAGAGGUUUUUGUCGUUACACACGUUCGUCGGAUGAAGAUAGUGAACUAGUAGUAGUAGUGGGGUCGGGAUAUUCGCCUCCGCACUACUAAGUAUUUUGACUUGAUUGUGAUUAUGGUAUUUUUACUGGUGAUUUUGAGAUGAUAUUACCGAGGAUAAAAUGAAGGAGUAUUGUGACCGACCGUGUCAAGAGUGAGUGAUGGAAAUCAAGAUGAACAAGCGAGUGGUUCUUGCAUCAAGACCAGGAAUUAAUUCAAAACCAACUGUGGAGCACUUUGAGGUUGAGGAGUGUCCUGUUCCUGAAAUCAAAGAUGGUGCCAUCAUUGUUAAAACACUUUGCUUGUCAGUAGAUCCUUACAUGCGAUGUCGCAUGAAUCUGGAUACAGGAACAGACUACAUGUCACCAUGGCGAUUGGACCAGACCAUUGAUGGAGGAGGGGUUGGUAUCAUCGUGGAGAGCAGACGACAGGGAUUCAGGAGGGGGGAAAUUCUUGAGAGUUUUCAUUGGCCAUGGCAGCUUUACGCCCUCAUGGAUUUGCAAGGAGUCAACUGCUUACUAGUCAAAAAGGUUGAUCCUUCCCUGGUUGAGAAACAUUUCUCCCUUAUUUGUGGUCUCUUUGGUCUUCCUGGUCAAGCAGCGUUCAUCGGAAUCAGGGAGAAGGGUCAUGUGAUUCCAGAAGCCAAUCAGUCCUUUGUAGUCAGUGCUGCAGCAGGGGCCUGUGGGUCACUUGCCGGUCAGAUUGCCCGUCUGCAGGGAUGCAAUCCCGUGGUAGGGAUCUGUGGUUCUGAUAUCAAGUGCUCUUUCCUCCUGGAAGAACUCAGCUUCCAUCAUGCCAUCAAUUACCGUACCCAAGAUGUCUUCCUACGGAUCAAGGAAUGCUGCCCAGAUGGUGUUGAUAUCUACUUUGAUAACGUUGGCGGAGACAUCAGUGACUCUGUUAUUAAGCAGAUGAAUGAAAACUCUCAUAUCAUCUUAUGUGGUCAGAUAUCAAUGUACAACUCUAAUGUGCCCUACCCUCCACCACUCCCUGAUGAUGUAGAACAGAUUAGAGAAGAAAAGAACAUCACGAGGGAUCGGUUCUUGGUCCUCAACUAUGUGGAAGAGUUCCCUGCUGCCAUAGCUCAAUUAGCGACAUGGUGGAAUGACGGCAAAUUGAAGUACAAGGAAACAGUUACCCAUGGUCUUCAUAAUGCUCCAGCUGCAUUUGUAUCCAUGAUGAAUGGAGGGAAUAUUGGCAAGCAGAUCGUCCAUGUUGCUGAACCAUGAGCCCUUUAUUUACAUCAAUCUACGCAUAUAACCUAUCUACUAAUUUUUAAAGGGAAAGUGGAAAAGUUCACCAAUGACUUGAACGUUGCAAAUUUAAGGUGAUAUUGGGGAAUAUGGUGGCAUGAUAAUAUUCCCAUAAUGAAACAUUCUCCUCAUUAGCAUAAUCUAUCUAUAGGCAAAUUUUCAAAGUUCAAAUAGCAUUAUAUAACAAUAAUAGAUAAUGUCAAUGCACUGUAACUUUAAAGGAUUUAUGUUUCAUCAUGCAAGUAAUAAAUGUAAAUGGCCAAUUCGAUAUGAUCUGAAACUGUUGUAAUAAGUUAAUCAUACUGAACAAUUGACCUAUCUACAAAUUGAUUCAAAUAUAUAGAUUAUUAUUGUCACCUAGUUUUAAAGCAUUCCUUUUAUCAUUUAGUAAUAAAUAAAUUACUCUGUAGGCACUACUUGGAAUCCAGUUUGCAUGAGCUAUGUCUUAACAAGUAUUCAGGUUGUCAAGAACAGCCUUUGUUAAGGGUGAUGAAAUUGAAUAUACUUGUAAACAGUUACAUUAGAUUAGAUGAUAUACCAGCAAUGAGAAUGAUUCAAAGUGUCAUCCUUGCACAAAUUAUAAAAAAUUAUAUCCUUUUGUUAUUCUAUUUUGGUAGGGAAGUGUCCUUGGCUAUAAUAGUCUGGAAUUUGGGUCAGCGUUUUACAAGUUAUUUGUAUAUCAUUGACAUGUAUUUGUUAGAAUAAAUUAAGAUAGGAUCUACCGAGGCUAAUAAGAGAGCUUAAAGAUAAAAUUAGAAUGAAAAACCUUCUCUAGUGUACUAGAAGAUAAUGUAAAAAUCAUCAUUUUUUUAUACUUUUCUUCAAUGUUCAUAAUAAGGAAAUGCAAAUUUUUGUAAGCUUGGUGGUGUUUUUGAUGGAUUUGGGGUUGUGAGAGGGGUAUUGUUCUAUGUGUGUCAGUCUUUAAACUACUGAGUACUUGAUCAAAAUGGAUGGGGGGGGGGCCACU
Lytechinus variegatus (green sea urchin) is the source of this 2609-nucleotide messenger RNA. RefSeq names its product prostaglandin reductase 2-like (gene ptgr2). The coding region runs from base 551 to 1618 and encodes 355 amino acids. Gene Ontology annotation, biological process: prostaglandin metabolic process. The transcript is spliced from 7 exons. Gene Ontology annotation, molecular function: 15-oxoprostaglandin 13-reductase [NAD(P)+] activity. NCBI's taxonomy places the organism in Eukaryota, Metazoa, Echinodermata, Echinoidea, Temnopleuroida, Toxopneustidae. The record is from RefSeq and is a predicted model, not a curated record.